Messenger RNA from Gasterosteus aculeatus aculeatus (three-spined stickleback), 820 nucleotides. It is a transcript of the gene ncbp2as2, whose product is annotated as NCBP2 antisense 2 (head to head). Lineage: Eukaryota; Metazoa; Chordata; Actinopteri; Perciformes; Gasterosteidae. The record is from RefSeq and is a predicted model, not a curated record.
CAGACCGACCGAGUCUCUCUAAAGAAACUUAAGUAAAUAUUGCCUGAGACCAACUUCAGCCUCGCUUCGGUGUGUUAUGUCAUCUAGCGUUACUGUAAACCAACCUUGUGUUCACCUGGUUCUGCUGGGCGGGAUUACACGAGAGUUGACCUACGGCAACGCUAAACUAGCGGGCUAAGCUAACUCGACAACAUGCUCGCGCGCAUGCUAUUCAACCUCCUGAACAACCACCGCGUCGUGGAGAAGUUGGCCGAGUCUCGUCCGAUCCGCAGGGCGGCCCAGAUCACGGCCUACGCCAUCACCAAGGCCCAGAUCGCCGGCCGGGACGCCUCGCAGCGGGUCCUGCGGUCACAGACGCUGCGGCAGGUCCGGGACGAGGCUGGCAAAGUCCCCGGGGACGUGGGGGAGAUGGGCAGCCGGCUGAAGAGAGUCGGGGAGACGUUUGUGAGUGAGGUGAAGGGAGGGUGGAAGGACGCCUCCAGGGGGAUCAAGAAGUGAGGACGCUCAAGGGACCGUGGAUGGUCACCUUUUGAUGGCCAGGGUCAAUCAGCCGACAGCAUGUCUGGUUUUCCUGGUGCGUUGAUGCAACAGUGACUGAUGGAGUUGAGUUGAAAUGCGACGUGUGAACAAUAUGUCUCACUGAUGCAACACAACAGAUAUAUUACUUGGGAAAAUGUACAUAUUGGGGAAGAUAUGAUGAUGAUAUGUACAGACAAUGAAUUAAUUCCCCAUUUGUUUCUGACUGUAUGAAUAAAUAUUAUAAUUUAUAACAGCACUUUGACUACGAGUCAGUGCAUAUAUUAAAAUUGAAAUAAAACAA